Messenger RNA from Phyllostomus discolor (pale spear-nosed bat), 1655 nucleotides. RefSeq names its product ubiquinol-cytochrome-c reductase complex assembly factor 3. The coding region runs from base 86 to 349 and encodes 87 amino acids. Gene Ontology annotation, biological process: mitochondrial electron transport, ubiquinol to cytochrome c; mitochondrial respiratory chain complex III assembly. The transcript has 3 exons. The record is from RefSeq and is a predicted model, not a curated record. Lineage: Eukaryota; Metazoa; Chordata; Mammalia; Chiroptera; Phyllostomidae. Gene Ontology annotation, cellular component: mitochondrial inner membrane.
GCGCAGGAGCCAGUGAGACGCGGUGCGAGUGUUUCUAGAAUGCGGGACAAGGCGUGAGGUCGUCUCGCUCAUCCGGCGGUCAGCAAUGGGGUCCUUGCGUAAAGCACUGAUCGCAGUUGCAGUAGUGAGUGCGUGGGCUGGCGUGGGCUCCGCACUCUUUGUCCUGGUAACCCCGGGAGAGGAGCGCGUUCAGGCGAUGCUAAAGGAGAUGCCGGGACAGGACCCACGGAGCAGGGAAGAGGCGGCCAGGACCAAACAGUUAGUGCUGGCCACUCUGCAGGAGGCAGCUGCCACGCAGGAGAACGUGACCUGGAAGAAGAACUGGGUGAGCAGCGGCAAGUCAACAUGAGAUGGGACCCGAACCGGUGGGUGCUGGGAGCUCCGCUCUGGCGCUGGAGUCCGAGGCCGUCUUUCUCUUUCAUGGACCUGGCGGGUAGCCCGGACCGGGAAGCUGCUGCUGAGUGAGCACGUUCCCCCUAAACCUUGCACUGACUGUGCGUUCACGUUCUUAUCGCUGGCCAGAAUCAUCGGACGUGGUCAUCGAACUGAAGGAAUCAGUAAAUCGUGUUCCUCUACUCAGAGAGUGAGCCUUGCGGUCUGACGCCUGUAAAUGCCGAGUUCUGGGGUCGGUUCUGUGGGCGGGGAUGACCUCGGCUCCCGCCUGCCCCGCUCCCCACGUGAGGCUGAAGCCCAAUAGGCACAGCGACUACGUUUUCAAAACACGAGUCAGGUCACGUGACCUGUUUGUACUUUUGGGGACAUUCUUGAAUUCAGAACUAUACCAGAAAAUCUUGUAGCAGAAAUGCCCACACAGGUUUCUACCUUUCAAGUGAGGUUGGAGUGGGGCUUCUAGCACUUAACAUGCGCCAGAUGUCUCCUGUGGCCAUUAUUUAACCUUUGGAGCCCAUUUGUUUGAAGUAAUGAAAGCAUGCUUUGAGUCACAUCUUGAUUCAAUUCCAUCAUGUUACAAAAUCUGAGCCUCAGUCCUGUUCUAUAAAAAGUGGUAAUUAUCUUAAGGUCUGUCCUAAGGUUAAUUUAGAACAGUAAGGUGCAAUGCCUGGCAGAGCAACCUCUCAACAGAUAGUGGGGCUUUCCCCCUAUCCGGGUUUUCACUGUAGUUUUCCAUCAGAGUCCACUCACGGGGCCUACUGGAAAGGCUACUGAAGGGAUGGCACAAAACUGUUGGUGAAGUAACAGCCCCACAGUCAAGUCCAUUGCUUUUGUCUAUUUUAUAUCCUGGCAAUAGGAAAAAAGGUUGCUUUAUUAAAUAAAUUUAGCCAGACCACCAAGUACACUGAGGUAUAAGCCCAGGCUGAGUGUUGGAGCAGUUUUCAGCUGCUGAAAUCACAUCAUAUAUGACCUUUACAGUCUGUGGUCCUUUCACAGGCUGGGAAUGAGAGGAGUCUGCGGGAACGCUAGGCUGGGGUUAGCAGCAGCAGAGGGACCAGCUCUCAUAAAGGUGUUUGGCAGUGCAGAGCCCAAGCCCUAGAUUUGUGGGCUCCCCAAGUGUGUGUCGAGGAUCUCUAACCCAUGUCAGUGUGGCCAAGUCAUAUGGCUCAGUGUCCCUGUCUCUAAAAUGGGACAAUGGUACCCAUUCAUAGGUAAUAAUAGUACCUUCAUAUCCCAGUUCACGUGUAUAAAAGUACUUUAAAAUG